Toxotes jaculatrix (banded archerfish) is the source of this 2437-nucleotide messenger RNA. RefSeq names its product lipase, endothelial (gene lipg). Gene Ontology annotation, molecular function: protein binding; lipoprotein lipase activity. The record is from RefSeq and is a predicted model, not a curated record. Gene Ontology annotation, biological process: lipid metabolic process. The transcript has 10 exons. NCBI's taxonomy places the organism in Eukaryota, Metazoa, Chordata, Actinopteri, Toxotidae. Bases 218 to 1720 code for a protein of 500 amino acids.
CUAAUGACACACUAAUGCAAGUUUACGCAUCUCUAGAGCAGUGCUUUCAUAGGCGCGCACCAUAACGCACAACAGGCUCCCUUGCUCUUUGUCAAUACAGGACCUAAACUCAUUCACCUAACCUACCUACCGCGCUACCACCAGCAAUAGGCUACACAAAGACAUUUUAUAUUCUCUGGGAGCUUUUAAUUCCUCCACACUCGUCUGUGACUGAGAAAUGAAUCACAAAGCCCGUUUACUAUGGAUUUUCCUCCAGUGUGCUGCUGUGCUCUUCUCCUCUGCUCUUGGGGAAAACGCUGUUCUUAAAGGUGAAGACAGUGGAUUGGAUGAAUUGUCUACAGACAGCAAGGUUCUCAAUGGCAUCAUCAAGUACAACUUGAGAAAGAGCUUAGAUCUGGACCAGGAGGGCUGCUACCUGCAGGCUGGAAAGACAGAGGGACUAGAGGAGUGUGGCUUCAAUGCUACAGCCAAGACCAUCUUCAUCAUCCAUGGCUGGACGAUGAGCGGGAUGUUCGAAAACUGGAUGCACAAGCUGGUCUCUGCAGUGAUACAGCGUGAAAGUGAGGCCAACGUUGUGGUUGUUGAUUGGCUCUUGCUGGCUCAGCAAUUGUACCCCGAUGCGGUCAAUCACACCCGCACCGUCGGCCUCGAUAUUGCCACCAUGCUAAACUGGCUUCAGGAUGAGCACCAUCUGCCUCUAGAAAAUGUGCACCUGAUUGGCUACAGUUUAGGUGCUCAUGUAGCUGGCUAUGCAGGAACGUAUGUAGAAGGGACCAUUGGCAGAAUUACUGGUCUAGACCCAGCAGGACCAAUGUUUGAGGGUGUAGAGAAAGAGAGGCGCCUCUCCCCAGAUGAUGCUGACUUUGUGGACGUUCUGCACACAUACACCAGAGAGGCUCUGGGUGUGAGCAUUGGGAUCCAACAGCCUAUUGGGGACAUUGAUAUCUACCCCAAUGGUGGCGAUGUGCAGCCUGGCUGUGCGCUGGGUGACGUGCUGGCAGUAGCUGGAAAUUUCAUGGAGGUGAUGAAGUGUGAGCAUGAGCGUGCUGUGCACUUGUUUGUGGACUCCUUGAUGAACAAGCAGCACAUGAGCUUUGCCUUCCAGUGCACAGGCCCCGAUCGCUUCAAGAAGGGCAUCUGCCUCAGCUGCCGCAAAAAUCGUUGCAACAACAUUGGCUACAACGCUAGAAAGAUGCGCAAGAGGCGCAACAGUAAAAUGUACCUGAAGACACGUGCUGACACUCCCUUUGGAGGCUACCACUACCAGAUGAAGAUGCACGUGUUCAACAGGAAACAGUCAGACAAUGCAGAUCCCACCUUCCAUGUCAAGUUGUAUGGCGCCCAUAAUGAUACAACAAACAUGUUUGUCGAUGUCCAUGAGGACACUAUUGGUCUGAACCUGACCAACACCUUCUUGGUUUUUACUGAGGAGGAUAUUGGUGACCUGCUGAAGAUCCGUCUGAGCUGGGAGGGAGAAUCUGAAUCCUGGAACUCCGUCUGGAAGAACAUCAAGAAGACAUUCUGGGCCUGGAACACCAAGCCUCCCAAACCUGUGCUGGAAGUUCGGCGGAUUCGUGUGAAAGCUGGAGAAACACAGAAGAAGUUUACUUUCUGCGCCCAAGACCCCUCGAAAACUGAAAUUUCACCAGGAGAAUCCAUAACUUUUGUCAAAUGUCGUGAUGGUUGGGAAGUGAAACCAAGAAAACGGCUGCCCAUGUAACAACUCGACACUUCCAGCAACCAAUGCACCGUCACCAUGGGGGACCCUACAUCAGUGAGAAGCACUGCUUUCCCUUUAUUUGAGCACUUUUCAUAAGAGGAGGAUUUAUCAGUGCACGGUGGGCAGGAGCUAUCAGGCUCCAGAGGAUUUCCAGUGGUUUCUGGUAGCAAGGACCCUGGAAUCUGUCCAGCAUACAAGACAGCUGGAAAGCGGCUUGCAGGCUGGAAGUGAAGGCAGUCCUAUAUGUGUUGAUUGCCUGAGAAGUUGCAGAACGUUCCUUUUGUGUGGACUAGUGAAGUAGAAUACAGAUAUGUGCCAGUGGACAUAAACCAGCAAUUGUUGUCUCUGUACUGUAAAUUUUUAAAUAUAUUUUUUUUUAUUUAUGAAGAAAUGGAAGCACUGCAAGACCAACAUUAUUUAUAAGAACACAUCCCAUAAUGAAGCUGUUGAAUGCAUUUCUCCUAGAUGCAGUGUGUGUUUGUGUUUCUGUGUGUGUGGGUGAUUGUUCGUGUCUGUUGACCCCAAGAAAUGUGCCUUUCUGCUGAGAGAUUACUGAUACACUGUAUAACUGAAGGAGAUACCUGAUCUCAUUGCGCACAAUCUUUCCAAGGCUUUCUGCAUAGUGUUACUGUUACUGUGUGGCUCAUUUUGUGGGUGUGUUUAUGUAUAUAAUGUAAAUAACUUUUUGGAAAAAAUUAAAUUCACCUGUUAUUUGUA